AUGGUUGCCCGGGCAAUGACCAUUUCCCAUCAUGAGGAGCAAGGAGGAGGUUCAUGUUGCCCAAACCCCUCUCCUCAGCUCAGGGACCCUGCAGAGGAUCUGCACUGUAUCACCGCCAACUUCCACUAUCUGCAAACCUCAGGUAGGGCAGGAUACACACUGACGUGACUUCACAUACAUAUAUGUCUCACUGAAAUAUAGCCAUUCGUUCUUAUCAUGUGUCAUUUAUUUGAUGAUGGGAGACUCUGGUGGCAUUGCGCUGCACGUGGCUUUUAAGGUUGUUGAUUUUGUAAAAAGAGUUGAAUGUUACCCCACUUGUGAAGAUGCAAAUAAAAAGUUCCUUUCAAGUAAAACUUAAAAAUCCCUGAAGUCAACCAUAGGGCACACAAUUUUGACAUAAAAAUGCCUCUUUCUGUGGUCAAAACAAUCGAGUAUACUGAUGACUGAGCUGUGAAUCCUGACCCAUUGAAGCUGAGAAUCAAGAUUCAAUGUGCUUACAUAAGCUGCAGCCCCUCCUCACCUGCUGUGUUUAGUGUGAGCUUAGGAAUCAUCAAGAAACAUCCACAUUGGAGGCACAAUUCAUAGUCUUCCCUGAUACUCAGGCUUGCAUUUUAGGGUGUGGCGGGGGUAUUUCACGGGCUUUUAGAGGCAUCUGAGUGACCCACCGAAACUAAAAACAAAAACUGAUGUCCAAACCAUUCAUCUGUUUUUAGGCUGGUACUGGGGUUCCAUCUCAGCAAGUGAAGCUCGAGAGGCUCUCCUGAAGAAGCCAGAGGGCACAUUUCUGAUAAGGGACAGCAGUCACCCUCAGUACAUGCUGGCCCUUUCAGUGCAGACCCGCUACGGACCCACCAGCGUCCGCAUUGAGUACAGCAAGGGCUCAUUCUGGCUGGACUCCAUUUCCCCCAGCCUACCUCAGCUGCAGUCCUUCCCAGAUGUUGUCAGCCUCAUUCAGCACUACACAGGCUCAGGCCACACCACACAGGGUGCGUCUUCUCAUGACAUUCACCCAGACAUAAAGUCGGACCCUAGCAAACACGUAGCCAAGGACGGUGGGGUGCCUUUGAAGCUGAAGCACCCUCUUCACAGACCGGACGCCUUCCCUUCUCUGCAGCACCUGACACGCCUCAUCAUCAACAGACACACAACUGACUGUACUGACCUGCUGCCACUCCCGAAGCCUCUGCUGCGCUACCUGCAGGACUACCCGUUUCUCAGAUGA
Molecule: messenger RNA, 1222 nt
Organism: Xyrichtys novacula (pearly razorfish)
Lineage: Eukaryota; Metazoa; Chordata; Actinopteri; Labriformes; Labridae
Source: the annotation of a GenBank genome assembly